Cloeon dipterum is the source of this 1257-nucleotide messenger RNA. RefSeq lists its product as uncharacterized. Gene Ontology annotation, molecular function: protein binding. The record is from RefSeq and is a predicted model, not a curated record. The transcript has 4 exons. Lineage: Eukaryota; Metazoa; Arthropoda; Insecta; Ephemeroptera; Baetidae. Gene Ontology annotation, biological process: signal transduction. The coding region runs from base 326 to 913 and encodes 195 amino acids.
GGUGCAUUCACAAAGCAAAUAAUCAACAUCAACACGCGUGAGGCGCAGAAUCUUGUGAAAUUCAUUGAUAUAUAAUCGAAAUUCGGACGGAAAAGGUGGAAAAACACCUUCAGUGAUUAGUGGCAGUCCCGUUUCUGACGAUCAGCGGCGGUCGGCGUCCGGCUGACCUCUCUCCUCUACUCGACAACAAAUCAAAAGCGCGAAUAAACGUCACACACACAGUGCUCUGCUCGGCCUGGUGGAGUACCAAGAAAAGAAAUCCAUCCUGCGCAACCACCAGCGAGCGCCCGCCGUUCUUUUCCGGGCUUUUUUACUCGAAACCAAGAUGCCGAUCAGCCUGGAGGAGUCGUUCGCCCAGCUGACGGACGGAAUCAUCGAGAGGGCCGCCGACCUGAACGAGAGCCAGAAUUUGUUGCAGCGCUUCCUGGAAAAGCACCCUGACGUGCUGAGUACGCGAUUCCAAACGACCUACCUGCAGGAGAACCUGGCCGAGCUGAUCCACGAAUUGAUACGCACCUGCUGCAUCUCCGAGGACAACAUAGAGCUGCUCGCGGACAUCGUCAAGAACAACCAAGAACUGAAUUUGGCCUACAGGCAGCACUUGAAGCGCAUCGUCGACAAACCCGGAGGACUGGCCUUCGCAAAUAAGAACACAGAAGCAGUGAUCGCUCACAUAGCGAAAAACAUUGGACGGACCUGGUCGUUCUUCGGGCGUCAGGUCGGUUUGCCCGAUGCCGAGAUGGACGAGAUCCAAGAUGAAUUUUCGGAUGCCACCGAACGCAUUGAAAAGAUUUUCGCCUGGGCCGCUGUCAACAUUCCCCAAAUGGAGCUGGAGAAGCUGAUAAUUCGUUCUCUCGGCGCCUCCGGAAGAAAAGACUUGUGCGAAGAAGUGACAAGAAUUUAUGAUCGUUGACCUGGUUGUGAAUUUUAACAUUUAAUUUUGCCACGUUCGAGAAAAGCUUUGCAGAAAUUUGUGUUGAAAGUCCUACACUAAAAUUUAAUUUCAAUUUGAGAAAAUUUGCUCAAUAAUUUCAUUUUAAUCAAGCGCCUUAUUUUUCCUUCAAAUCGAGCGAAAAAAAUAAUUUUAAUAUUCGCGAAAUUCGGCAAAAUCUGUAAUUUUCACAUGUUCAAUAAUGCAAAAUGUUCCUAAUUGUUGGCUCUAUUUUAAGACGUGCCAAUAUCUGUUGUUAAAAUUUACAACCAAUUGAUAUUAUUUACUAGGGGUGUCGGGGAGCAAUAAAACGUGAUUUAACUGGA